UUCCAGCUAAAAACCCAAUUUAUUUUUCUCGAAAACUUUAAAAAAGAAGAAAGAAAAAAACAGAAAAGAAAAGAAAAAAAAACACAAGAGAAGAAGAUAUGUUUUCCUCUUCGACGUUCAGCUUUUCGAAUAUGCCCACCACGCCGACCUCGGCCAUUAUUACGGAACCUAAUUCCAGUCCCACAAAACCCUCGUCUCGCGCUACCAAUUCCAACAAUCAAACACCUGAACUCGAACCACAGGUUCGGAAACCCAAGGCCAGUUCUCAACUGAACCGGUGGUCCAGGGCUCGUGCCAUUCGGUCCGGCCACAAAUUAGACCGUCCAGGUCGCCGGACCCAAAGUAUGGAGACGAAAUCUCCGGAUCACCCGGCAGAGACAGCGUUUCCUCUUUCUACUCCGGCGGUGGAAGGCGACGGCAACCGUGACGGAAACGAUGAAGUGGAGGCGAUGGGGAAGUCGAUAUACAUGGUAUCUGACGGCACGGGGUGGACAGCGGAGCACUGCGUUAACGCGGCGUUAGGGCAGUUCGAUUACUGCUUGGUCGAUCGUGGUUGUCCUGUAAAUACCCAUUUGUUCUCGGGGAUUGAUGAUGUGGAGCGGUUAAUGGAGAUUGUAAAGCAAGCAGCUAGAGAAGGUGCAAUGUUGGUUUAUACUCUAGCUGAUUUUUCCAUGGCUGAAUCUGCGAGGCAUGCAUGCAAGCUAUGGGGUGUACCAUCCACUGAUAUACUAGGCCCAAUUACGGAGGCAAUUGCUUCCCAUCUGGGCGUCUCGCCUUCUGGCCUUCCUCGUGGUGCUCCAGGCAGGAAUAUCCCUCUUUCUGAGGAAUACUUUCAACGAAUUGAAGCUAUUGAAUUUACCAUCAAACAAGAUGAUGGGGCCUCACCUCAAAACUUGCACAAGGCUGACAUUGUUCUCGCUGGUGUCUCUCGUACUGGGAAAACACCUCUAUCAAUUUAUCUGGCACAGAAAGGAUACAAAGUGGCAAAUGUGCCGAUUGUGAUGAGUAUAGAGUUGCCGAAGACUCUCUUUGAGAUAGACCCAGAGAAGGUUUUUGGUUUGACUAUAAAUCCAGUUAUAUUGCAAACAAUCAGAAGAUCUAGAGCGAAGAGCAUGGGCUUCAGUGAAGAAGUAAAGGAUAACUAUUCGGACAUGGACUAUGUGAGAAGGGAGUUGGAAUAUGCUGGCAGGAUUUUUGCACAAAAUCCAACUUGGCCGGUUAUUGAAGUGACUGGGAAAGCGAUUGAAGAAACAGCAGCAGUUGUUCUGAGGCUGUACCAGGACCGGAAGAACAAAUGCUCAAUGCCAAGAAUCUCAAAGCGCUACUAAAGAUGGUAAGUUCUUGUCCUCUGGCAUGCUUGUAAGAUGCUGAAGCUGAACAAAGGAGACCUGUUCUCUAGUUGAACCGAGGUUGUAGCAUAUGAGAAGGAUAGUUCAGACAAGGGGCAUGUGUCAUACUUAUUACUGCUCCCUCAGGUGAAAUCUGGCUAAAAAUUAUGGCUUUAAAAUGUUAUGUUAAUAAACCAUAUUGCUUUUAGCCAACCUGCUUUUUGUUAAUGGAGUAUAGCCAUCCAGACUGAACUGAAAGCUUUCCUAUGUGUGUAUAAAUAAAUUAUAACUUUUUUCUGGUAAAAGAUAAA
Messenger RNA from Cornus florida, 1639 nucleotides. Its product is annotated as pyruvate, phosphate dikinase regulatory protein 1, chloroplastic-like. The coding region runs from base 99 to 1328 and encodes 409 amino acids. NCBI's taxonomy places the organism in Eukaryota, Viridiplantae, Streptophyta, Magnoliopsida, Cornales, Cornaceae. Gene Ontology annotation, molecular function: ATP binding; transferase activity, transferring phosphorus-containing groups. The record is from RefSeq and is a predicted model, not a curated record. The transcript has 3 exons.